This is a messenger RNA of Candoia aspera, 2317 nucleotides long. It is a transcript of the gene MEIKIN, whose product is annotated as meiotic kinetochore factor. The record is from RefSeq and is a predicted model, not a curated record. Bases 1 to 1521 code for a protein of 506 amino acids. Gene Ontology annotation, biological process: male meiosis chromosome segregation; female meiosis chromosome segregation; meiosis I sister chromatid cohesion. The transcript has 14 exons. Gene Ontology annotation, cellular component: kinetochore. Lineage: Eukaryota; Metazoa; Chordata; Lepidosauria; Squamata; Candoiidae.
AUGGCGGAUUUCUGGAACUUGAAGUCUACACAUCCAGAAGGCACCAAACUUGGAGUAGGCGACUCUCGAGGUUCGCUGCCCAGAAUGCUGAAAACUGACACCAGACAGCAUUUCUGUAGAGGAAAAGAAAACAAGAUGGAUUGGAUGAAAUUACGUUCAUAUUCCCGGAAGAGGCAGACCCAAAAGAAAAUACAUUGUGCUUCUCCGCUGCCAGCUCAGACAGCAUCUGUUGCAAUAGACAGAAUGAAGAGUAAAGACAAAGCACCCCAGCGGCACCCAGAUCUGCUUUCCAAGCUUAGCUGUGAUCCUCAGGUGAAAAGAAUUGUUGGGCAGAUGAGAAGCACUGUUACAAAAGCAUUACCAAAAGUUCAAGAGUACUCUGAAGUGACUCAAAUGGAUUGUCUUUCAUCUGAAGAAAGCAUUGAAUUAAAUUAUAAUGGAUAUAGAAGUACGGAGGUGACCAACGACAUCAAUGACAUGGAAACAACUCCCUUAAAGGGUUCCUUGCAUUUAGCCUCUGCAAGUAAACAAAGCCUGAGAAAUAGUGAAACUACUUCAGGAAUGACAUUACCAACCGGAGUUUCAGGCUUUUUGCUGGAUUGUUUGGAUGUGGAGACUACUCUGGACUGUAGUUAUACCAAGACUAUUGAUUCUACAAGUAGUUAUUCAUCACCUGAAAUAUUCAGGGAUGAAACUGGCUUAGAAGACACUGCUAGUCCUGAAACCCAUCUUGCGUGCAAAAAUUCAACUCUCUUGGAUACCAGCAAAGCCAUCAACAUAGACAAGAUGCCACAACUGUCAAACCUUUCUAAAAUAUUUGAUAACACUUCAGGAAUCCAAGGCCAGAGCAUUACCAGCAGGAAACAAUCCAGGCAGAAGCUGCCUUCUGAAUCUACAAAUACUUCAGCUGUAGUAGCAGGGAAACAAGUAUAUAAAAUUUUGCCUGCAAAUGAAAAAAUACUCACACCACAACCUUCUGGACCUUCAUUAUUGCUUCCAGAACAAAAAAAAAAGGCUGAGGAUCAGCAACCCGUUAAAAGGAAGUGUAGAAAAAAAAUAAAAUUUGGAAAUGUGUGUUCUUUAUCCUCCCCUCACAUACUGCAUUCAUCAGGAAAAAACAGCUCUGAGAAAAGGUGUGGGAUUGUAGCAUCCAAACCACCAGAUGCUGACAAGAAACACACCCUCUGGAUUAAGAAUAACCCCUUGCAUUUUUAUUUUGCUUUGAUACAGUUAGACUUGUUGUCCGUGCAUGAAGCCUCAGUCCAUGACGACUGUUUGAUAUACAAAAAUAGUCCAAAUGUGAAUUCAGAAGCAAUUGUUUCUCUGUCUCCCCAAAGGACCGUUCAUCAGUUUUUACAUAGCCCACCAGAAAUCUGCUCUAUUAUUAAAGCUUCUCCAGGAUUUAGACCACUGAAAGUACUCCAAUAUCCACCAAAUAGAAAAAUAGUGUUUCUCCCAUCAGAAGCAACUGAAGAUAUUAUUACGAGCUCAAAAAACUGGACCUGUAGUAAUGAUAGAUGAACAUGUCGGCUGUUCUCUCACCAAAACAGGAAGAAAGUGAGCGGAGUAACUCCUGGAUCCCCCUGCAGGAUCUAGUAUAAGCAGUAGGUAUAAUUAGCAAAAUUCAAGGGCAUUAAAUUCAGUUGGAAUGAAUUAUAUUAAUACUGUCUUCACAUCUUACUUAUUUCAGGAGUUAUGUCUAAUUUCUAGUAUUUAUCUAUAACACUUGCUAUAUGUUUAUGAAUUACGUAUUUAUUGAGGUAUAUGUAAAACUGUUACCUAGGAAAGAGAUUAUUGGAUUUGCAUAUGGAAACUUAUUAUUUCUCUGUUGCAAAUUGCUUUGGUUCGUUACUGAUAGUUUUCUUAAAGGCAAUUUAAAACAUUUAUUCAGUUGAGUUGUUUAAGAGAAAAAAAGGAAAAAUGGGAAAUUGAGAAAAUGUAAGGCAGAACAUGAUUGAAGUAAAUAUCUGGAUUUUGUAAAUUUGAAACCUGAUGAUAGUUUUAAAGAAAAUUAUGACGGAAACUAUACUUCAGGAUACAUGCAUUCUGACAGGUAAAAAUAUUGUUCAUGGAUUAUAAAAUGACAUAAGUUUAUUGUUCACAUUUUGAAUUAUAUCUUUGAAAAUAUUUUACAUAUCUUUGUAUAUUAUGUAUAUACAUACAUAGUAAUCCUUGAUAUGUUUCAGCCGGAGUUAUUAGCCUGAUCACCCAAACUCAGCUAAAGUAAAGUAUCUGAAUUUAAGCCAAUUCAGGACAAUUGUUUCUACUUUUCAUUUCAACUAUAUGUAAAAAAAAAUUAAAAAAAAUUGUUAGCACA